AAGAGCCCUCCAACAUCGUUCGUACAUUUUGGCUCUAGUUGGGGCUUCAGCGCCUUCGGGUUAAGAUUUUGCUGUGCUUGCGUGUUGAUCUAGCGGACUUGACGCUUACCGUUGCCCACAAUGGACUCAUUCACGAGGCGUGGUUCAUGUCAGUGCAUCCAUGAUGACGAAUAUUUUGAGACCUACCUGAACCCUCACCCAUUUCUGACGACUGCAGACGCUCCGCUGCUCCAUCGCGCCGCGGGGGCGGCGCCAGUAAAUUCGCCAACCUGGCCGCUCAGCAUGCUGCCGCGCUCCGCCGCCGAUGCGGGGCUCGCCGCAGGCCCUCCCCGCGAGCCAGACCACGCGGCGCGGGCGAGAGAGCCGGCCAGCGGAGGGCGGGCAGGGGCCUCCAGUGGCGCGCCCGCGGUCGCCAGGUCGGCCCUUCGGCAGGCCGAGCUCGUUGACAGCAUGCCGGCAGCCAUCCUUUGCGCUCCAGCUACCACUACGCUCAUGAUCCGCAACAUUCCGAUGUCUGUGGCGCAGAGUGACUUGCUGGACCUCAUCGAUAAGACUGGUUUCGAGAACCGCUACGACUACGCCUACAUGCCGACCAUUUUUGACAGUGGGACCACUCGAGGGAUCGCAUUUGUAAAUUUUGCCACCUCAAGUGAUGCCCGUGAGUUCUCCAUCUUGUGGAACGGAUCGCGGCUGGCCGGAGUUGCCGGCGCUGGAACCAACGGUGCCGUGAUCGAGGUCACCGUGUCGGAGACGCAGGGCUAUUCGGAGAACGCCAGGAAAUGGAAGGCGAGCCGGCUGCGCCGCAUUAGGAAUCCCAAGUUCCACCCCUUCAUCGCCCCGAAGCCAGCUGCCUCGUGAACGCGCGGUUGGCAGUUUCAUUAGGUCGGGCAUGUCCUCCUUCACUCGUCCUAUUAGGUCGGGCAUCUCCUCCUACAGCCAAGAAAUCAUCAGAAUUGUUCCCCCUUGAUGCGAUUUUAACUAUGUCCAGUGCAUCUCGUUGCACCUUCUGUCUUAUUUUUUUCGCAGCACACAGUGCUCGCUUGAACCUUGAAAGCGCAAGGCAGCGCACAAAUCCUGUGGACGCCUCCAGAGGGCCAGACACAAAGGUGUGCGCUGAUGUACGGCUUCGUGAGUUUCCUGAAAGGCUGCAUGCAGCUCCCUUACGGGCCCGCUUGCGCCCGCUUGAGGCCCUGAUUUCUGAUGUGCGGCGGCGGUUGGAGCAACGCCGUUUUCAUGGUCCAUGCUUCAGGUGGAGGAGGAGGAUUGAAACCAAUGUUAUU
Molecule: messenger RNA, 1280 nt
Organism: Prorocentrum cordatum
Lineage: Eukaryota; Dinophyceae; Prorocentrales; Prorocentraceae
Source: the annotation of a GenBank genome assembly